AUGUUUAACCCUAAAACGCGAUGCUACAGAAUAUCCGGGAUCGCUCAGAAUUACUGGCCGUGUAGCACUUUUCACGCUCCGUGGAAUGAGAAUAACGGGCUCCUGUCUGUCGGAAAACACAAGAGAAUCUGGCGCCAUGGGCUGGCGGCACCUAAGCUGAUUCAACCCAAGGUGAAUAUCGAGAAGCAGACCACCCUGGCUGGAUAUAUGGUGCACGCUAUGUGCUGGAGAGAGCUGCUCCGGGUCAUUAAAUGGCCGCAUACAGAAGAAAAUCUAGGCAUCCUCUCGCAUGCGCUGCGAACACGCUGCAUGAAGGAACAUUUAGAUAUCAGUUAUGACGAGCCCGUGGAAUCGCAGCUACUGAUGGAUCCUAGAGAUCCCAUCGGUAUGACAUCUGUUCGACGAUUUGUAACUCGAUGCAGAUCUAGAGCUACCAGGAUGUCAAAGGUGAGCCAUACAUCAUGCUCUACUGAUUCAUGGCUCAUCCGUCUUCCGUUGGAGCUGCAAUACAUGAUCAUGGAUAAUCUUGAGUUUGACGAUGUAGGCUCGGUGCUGAAAGGCAUCCAAUGGUCAGUAGACAACGGAUAUUGGAAACGACGGCUUAAUCUAGACCUGUUCAGCGAGAUACGCGGCAUUUUACAUGAGGAUUUGGACUGGCGGUGGCUCUGUUUGAAACUGGAGGUUCUUGAACACAGUCAAGCGGGGACAGAUAGAAAGCGAUUUUAUGAAAUACUGAAGGAAAUCGGGAUUCGGUAUGGACUGGUAAAGGCUGAUGUGCAGUGUGGUCUUAUUGGAAGUCGUCCCCAUGCUCCAUGA
Molecule: messenger RNA, 816 nt
Organism: Aspergillus luchuensis
Lineage: Eukaryota; Fungi; Ascomycota; Eurotiomycetes; Eurotiales; Aspergillaceae
Exons: 2
Coding region: 1-816 (271 amino acids)
Source: RefSeq, a predicted model, not a curated record